This is a messenger RNA of Danio rerio (zebrafish), 859 nucleotides long. It is a transcript of the gene alg14, whose product is annotated as ALG14 UDP-N-acetylglucosaminyltransferase subunit. Gene Ontology annotation, cellular component: endoplasmic reticulum membrane. NCBI's taxonomy places the organism in Eukaryota, Metazoa, Chordata, Actinopteri, Cypriniformes, Danionidae. The record is from RefSeq and is marked provisional. Gene Ontology annotation, biological process: dolichol-linked oligosaccharide biosynthetic process.
AGCUGUACGUGUGCUCUGAUGACUGCUUUCUCAAAACUACAACACGCAUUCCAGUUUUACUUUAUAAAGUUGUUUGCAGUGUAAAUGCUUGCUCUUUCCUGACAAACAUGAGUCUACUAAUGUUUUGAGACUCAAUUAUUAAACCCCUAAUGAGCGGGUAUCUUGGUACCUGAUGGCAUUGUUUGUAGUGCUGAGUGGUGUCAUUCUCACCGCUUUAUUAUUAGUGACAGGGUUUAUUUUACGAUUAUUUGUGGUCUUGCGAAAUGGACCUGAAUAUAAACCUGGACAGAAGGGAUCUGUAUCAGUGCUGGUGGUGGCUGGAUCAGGAGGACACACCACAGAAAUCAUCCGUCUGCUGGGGAGUUUAUCUCACUCUUAUAACCCUCGACAUUAUGUGAUCGCAGACACCGAUAAAAUGAGCGAAGAGAAGAUCCGAACAUUUGAAGCAGAGAGAGAAAAAAGUGAUUCAACCUCUCAGUUUACUCUCCAGCGGAUUCCUCGCAGUCGUGAAGUGCGUCAGUCCUGGAGUUCCUCUGUUCUGAGUUCACUGAACGCUCUGUUCUCCUCCGUACCGCUGGUCUUCAGGCUUCGGCCGGAUGUGGUGUUGUGCAAUGGUCCCGGGACGUGUGUUCCCCUGUGUGCCGCAGGGCUGCUCCUAGGAAUUCUGGGUCUUAAAAGAGUGUUGAUUGUCUACGUGGAGAGCAUCUGUCGUGUAAAAACACUUUCUCUGUCCGGGAAGAUGCUCUACUACAUUUCUGACUACUUCUUUGUGCAGUGGGCACAGCUCAAAGACAAAUACCCAAAUGCCAUCUACAUGGGAAGACUGGUUUGAUGAAUACACACAAUAUAAAGAAACCCA